Molecule: messenger RNA, 2025 nt
Organism: Solanum stenotomum
Lineage: Eukaryota; Viridiplantae; Streptophyta; Magnoliopsida; Solanales; Solanaceae
Exons: 9
Coding region: 1-2025 (674 amino acids)
Source: RefSeq, a predicted model, not a curated record
AUGGCACCUGAAAGUAAUUCAACUGAUCUACCUCAAAAUGGAUCUGCAGCUUUUAUUUCUCAAACUAGCAGUUCAGUGCAAGGACAAGAAUUGUGGGGACAUUGGGAAAGGGUGAACGCAAUUGUGUUGUCCUGGUUGUUGUACUCUGUGUCCAAAAGUUUGUUGAGUGAUCUUGCAUUUGCCUCUAGUGUGUUUGAUGUUUGGAUUGAUCUAAGAGAAAGGUUUGAUCGAGUAGAUGGUUCUAGAACCUAUAGUUUGUACAAAGACAUAUCUUCUAUACAACAGAGUACUGCAUUUGUUUAUGAGUAUUACACAAGGCUUAAAACUCUGUGGGAUGAGUUUGAGAUAUUAGUGCCAUCUCCUUGUUGCAAUUGUGAGAUUUCAAAAUUUGUGACUCACAUGAACAGACAGAAGGUAUAUCAGUUUUUAAUGGGAUUGAAUGAAUCCUAUCGACAAGCCAGGAGUCAGAUUCUUAUGCUAGAUCCAUUACCAACAAUUAAUCAUGUGUAUUCUAUGAUAGUUAGAGAUGAAUGUCAAAAGGUUGUGGUAACAUGUGCUACUAGUUUGGGAAUGGCAUCUAUCAGUUUGGAUUCCUUUGUUGCUAUGUACUCAAAAGCUGGCAGUAGUUCAGGUGUUGGUAGUAGCUCUGUGGGUUAUCCUCCUGAUUUUAAAUCCAAAAGGAAGGUACAAGGGGGGUCUAGUCCACAAGCUAGCAGUCCUUCUAGUCAUUAUCCAUCAGCCUAUGCCAACUUUACAUAUGGUCUUAAUACAAAUAUUCCUCCACCUGGCUGGGGAAUCUCACUUAACCAACAACAACUUAUGAAUGGUCAUGCUCCUGAAGUGUCAUCUACUAUUACUCCAAAUAGAAUAAGUCAAGUUGAGAGAGAGUACUUCAGGUGCAACAAAUCAUAUGGUCUCUAUCUUGGACAUGAUGCGGAAGAUUCAGUGUCAAAACUUGCAGAAGUUAAACCUGUGUAUCUACCAAAUGGUACUACCACACAAGUAUCUCAUGUUGGUUCAUGUGCUUUAUCAGCCAGAAGUCUGGUCACUAAUGCAUUGCAUGUUCCUGAUUUCAAGUACAAUCUGUUAUCAGAGCUCUGCAGUGGGAAGGUGAAAGAAGUUAGUAAGGAAGAAGGUGGUUUGUAUCUACUAAUGAAGCACUUCACCAAUAAAAUUGAUUCAAGUCCUGGAAAAGAAGUUGCAUUUACUGUCAAUAAUACAAAGGCAGUAGACAUGGAGUUAUGGCAUCAAAGACUGGGACAUGUGUCUUCUGCAGUUCUUGCAAGGAUGUUUGCUAUGAGUCAACAAAUUCUGUGUAAAGUGACUAAUUGUUCUUUUGGGAAACUAGUCAAAAUAUUAAGGUCUGACAAUGGUACUCAGUUUGUGAACUCAGUGUGUAUAAGUACGUUCAAGGAAAUGGGCAUUCUGUUGUCUAGUAGUGUACUUAAGUAUGAGACACCUUACGAGAGGCUGUAUGGUCGGCAACCAGUAUUGACUCACCUCAAGACUAUAGGAUGUUUGUGCUUUGCCAAACAUUUGACUGAACAUGAAAAAUUAAUGCCAAGGGUCAGGUCUGCAGUUUAUAUGGGAUACUUUGAAAUUCAGAAAGGAUACAUUCUCUUUGAUCUAGGUAAAAGAUCAUUUUUUGUAAGUAGAGAUGUGGUUUUUAGAGAGGAUCAGUUCCAUUUUGCUCAGUGUCCUACCAUUGCAUGCCCUUCUCGAGUUCCAUAUGAUGAGACUGAGUUGCCUUUAAGUAAUGCAAUACCUGGUCCUGAGGUGGCUCCUGAUGAAGUAGUAUCAGAUUCUAUUCCUAAUGGUUCUAGGUUGGUUUCUGAGUCUAGAAGAUCCUUUAGACAUAAACAGCCUCCAGUUUGGAUGAAAGACUUUGUCUCAUGCCCUCUCAAUAAGGUUGUUCCCCACUCCAUUUGCAACAAUAUAAGCUAUGAUCAUCUCUCAUCUUCCUAUCAGUCCUACAUUGUUGCUACCUCUAUAAUCAAAGAACCUGAACCUACUCUGAAGCUAUGA